GGUCCGUGCUUAUAAUUCUCGAUGGAGAGUGAAAGCACAGAUUCAGGAUGAAAACCAGCCCCCAUCGGCCACUGAUUCUCAAAAGACGGAGGCUGCCCCUUCCCGUUCAGAAUGCUGCAGCUGAAACGCCCGAGGAGGAGUCUAACAGACCCCCUGCCCAAAAGGAGCCCAGGGAAGCCCCGGCCCCCGAGGAGGUGGCAGAGUCCAGCUCCUGCAAGUUUCCGGCCGGGAUCAAGAUUAUUAAUCACCCCACCAUGCCCAACACGCAAGUGGUGGCCAUCCCUAGCAAUGCUGAUAUCCAGAGCAUCAUCACGGUACUGACCGCCAGAGGAAAAGAGAGUGGCAGCAGUGGGCCCAAUAAAUUCAUCCUCAUCAGCUGCGGGGGAGCCCCCGCUCGCUUGCCAGGGCCCCAGCCGCAAGCCCAGAGCAGCGGUGAUUCCAAGAGCACAGAAGCGCUCACUGACAAGUCGGGACCGAAGCCUGCGGCCGGAGAUGGGCACGUGUCUAGGCCAUCUGGAGCCCCUCCAGGGCACCGUCGGGAGAACCGUGCUGGCGGCGAGGCAGCAGGCUACGCCCUGGACAGCAGCCUGACCAACAUCCAGUGGCUUGGGAAGAUGAGUUCCGACAGACUGGACUCCUGCAGCAUCAAGCAGGAAGUGGAGGAGAAGGAGAACUGUCACGUGCAGCAGAGUCAGGUCAAGGUGGAGGAGCCCUUGGGCGCAUCCACACCCUGGCAGGACUCUGUGUCUGAGAGGCCGCCUUACUCUUACAUGGCCAUGAUACAGUUCGCCAUCAACAGCACCGAGAGGAAGCGCAUGACCUUGAAGGACAUCUACACUUGGAUCGAGGACCACUUCCCCUAUUUUAAGCACAUUGCCAAGCCAGGCUGGAAGAAUUCCAUUCGCCACAACCUUUCUCUCCAUGACAUGUUUGUUCGAGAGACAUCCGCCAAUGGCAAGGUCUCCUUCUGGACCAUUCACCCCAGUGCAAACAGAUUCCUGACUCUGGACCAGGUGUUUAAGCCACUGGACCCAGGCUCUCCACAAUCGCCCGAGCACUUGGAAUCACAGCAGAAGCGGCCCAAUGCCGAGCUCCGCCGGAAUGUGACCAUCAAAACUGAACUCCCACUGGGUGCACGGCGGAAGAUGAAGCCACUGCUGCCACGGGUCAACUCGUACCUGGUGCCCAUCCAGUUCCCCGUGAACCAGUCCCUGGUGCUGCAGCCCACGGUGAAGGUGCCGCUGCCCCUGGCGGCUUCACUCAUGAGCUCAGAGCUAGCCCGCCACAGCAAGCGAGUCCGCAUUGCCCCUAAGGUACUGCUGGCUGACGAGGGUGUAGCCCCUCUUCCUGCCGCUGGACCAGUGAAGGAGGAGAAACCUCUGCUGGGAGACGGGCUGUUGCCAUUGCUUCCGGUUCAGUCUAUCAAGGAGGAAGAAACGCAGCCUGGGGAGGACACGCUGCCCCUAGGGAGACCCAUCAAGGUGGAGAGCCCUCCCUUGGAGGAGUGGCCCUCUCCAUGUCUGUCCUUCAAGGAAGAGGCGUCUCACUCCUGGGAGGAUUCAUCCUGCUCUCCCACCCCCAGGCCCAAGAGGUCCUACAGUGAGCUCAAGUCCCCAGCGCAGCGGGUCUCAGAAAUGCUGGUGAUUAAACGAAGGGAGAGAAGGGAGAUGAGCCGGUCUCGAAGGAAGCAGCACCUGUUACCUCCCCGUGUGGAUGAACCUGAGCUUGUCUUCUCGGAGGGCCCCAGCAUGUCUGGACAAGCUGCCGAGCCCCGUGUCCUGGAAGAGCCCACGGAGCCUGCCCUGCAGCUUGGCUGCCCCCAGGAGGAGGGAGGACCUUUCAAGACCCCCAUUAAGGAGAUGCUGCCCAUCGCCUCUACCCCGAGUAAAUCUCUCCUCCCCCAAACCCUUGAAGCCUGGAGGCUCACACCUCCCGGCAAAGUGAGGGGGCUGGACUUCAGCCCGGUACAGGCGCCCCAGGGCACCUUCGGGGCCCUGCCUGACUCCCUGGGGCUGAUGGAUCUGAGCACCACGCCACUGAAAAGCAUUCCCCUCUUUGACUCACCCCGAGAGCUCCUCAAUUCAGAGCCCUUUGACCUUGCCUCUGACCCCUUUAGCAGCUCUUGCCCCUCAGAUCCGGAAGUCCCCAAGCCGGGCUCCCCAGAGCCACAGGUUCCCAGCGUUUCAGGCAACCGCUCUCUGACAGAAGGCCUCGUUCUGGACACAAUGAACGACAGCCUGAGCAAGAUCCUCUUGGACAUCAGCUUCCCUGGCCUGGAGGAAGACCCCCUGGGCCCUGACAACAUCAACUGGUCCCAGUUCAUUCCUGAACUACAGUAGAAGCCACUUGACCCUUACAGUAGAAGCUCAAGCUACCCACUGUUCAGGCACUCGAGUGGCUGGGCAGUCCCGGGCUCGGUGAUGCCACACCCUCCGAGGACUGCAGGCAGGGACUCCACCAGCCUGGUGAUGCAAAGGCGGCAGUCACACCCCGCCGCUGCUGGGAUCUUUGCAAAAGUAGGGUGUGCAGCGGGUCUCUGGGGAGAAAGGUUCGUCUGCUCUCCCUGCCAGGAGCUGAAGGGCAGCAGUGCGGAGGCAGUAGUGGGAAGGGAUGGAGAAGUCCCCGCAUCAUUUCCGUUCUGUGUCCUGUAGUCUGCUGUCCCUGCUUGCGGGGUGGCCGUUGUAGAUGGUAUAAAUUCUCCAAAUUACCCUCCAAUUGUAAAUGAAUCUUGGAGGUGGGUAAGAUGACGGGGAGUUGUGGUUUGCUUCUGUCCCUCGCUUUGCAUUUAGAGGGGAUGGUCCUGAAGUGCACGGUUUCUUCAGGCCCGAGGGUUCUUUACUGUGGGCAGCCAGACAUUUCUCCCAGACGUGUCUGCUGGGCAGGGGCCCUCAGACUCCCCCUCCUUCCCACCUCCCAGCAUUUCCAAGUCAGCUUUCCUGCAAGAAGAAAUUUGGUUUAAAAGGUCUUGUGUUGUGUCAAGAACUGAAUUUGGAGAUAGAAUGGAUGCAUCUGACACAGUGGUCCCCAGAUGUGCCCCAUUACGACGUUUCUCUGAUAAUGUCCUUAAUCAUGCCAGGGAGACUGGAAUGGACGAGGACUCAGGUGGAGGCUUGAGAAGGCGGGAAGGACCCCUCACCUGCCUGGUGUCCUUAGUUUGUAACUCAGCUUUGCAAAGAACAACCCUAGGCUCUAGCUGGCUGCCUGUGUGAGCCAGCUCAAGAACACUACCACAUCUACCUACUGAAUAAAAACCGGGGUGGAACA
Chinchilla lanigera (long-tailed chinchilla) is the source of this 3264-nucleotide messenger RNA. RefSeq names its product forkhead box M1 (gene Foxm1). The coding region runs from base 48 to 2339 and encodes 763 amino acids. NCBI's taxonomy places the organism in Eukaryota, Metazoa, Chordata, Mammalia, Rodentia, Chinchillidae. Gene Ontology annotation, biological process: regulation of DNA-templated transcription; G2/M transition of mitotic cell cycle. The record is from RefSeq and is a predicted model, not a curated record. Gene Ontology annotation, molecular function: DNA-binding transcription factor activity; sequence-specific DNA binding. The transcript has 8 exons.